AUGGACGGUCUUCGGUCUGAUGGCACGUAUGCAGUGAUAGCCAAAGCAUGGCAUCACCUGGCAUCGAAGGCCUAUAAAGUGUCAUGGGAUACCCUCAACUUCUCGGCACCUACCUUGAACUGGCCCUUUGCAAGUCCUGGUUCAGCCUGGUUGUCCAAGAUGAGAACCCAAUCAAUUCUACUCUAUUCGUUGUCUGCACUCUUUGGCAAUGUUCAAGAAGCGUGCGACACAGCUUGUCAGGCUGCCUUUGGGCAGGUCCGAGCUAUCGAAGCCGCCUCUUGGGUCUCCCAGAAUGUAACGGCAGACACUUUCUACAGCACUCCUGCGAACGCCACUGGAGCGAAUCCUGGUGACCUACUGCGAUGGGAAGACUUAUCAUGCGAAGUCGUGAACACCAACUUCACACCACCUGCUGGAAUGUCUAUUUCCCGAUUCCUUUACAUGACUGAGGAUAUCGACCGGAAGCCAAUCCCAGCCAGUGCCUUUGUGCUACUUCCCUACAAUAAGCCGGAUCCCAACAAGCCAUUCAACACUGCGGUAUGGACUCACGGAACAGCUGGACGUAUUCGCAACUGUGCACCCUCAAACCACAAGGAUCUGUACUAUGAGUGGCAGGGCCCAUACGCUCUGGCAACGGCUGGAUAUGCGGUCAUUGCACCUGACUACGCCGGUCAAGGGUCGGACAUACCCCAAGGCUUCAUGUACGAAGCAGGCUACUUGCAUGCUGCGGACGUUGCCUAUGGUCUGAUCGCCGCUCGCAAGGUUAUCGGUGAACUUCUUUCACAAGAAUGGGUAGUCGUAGGGCACAGCGAGGGUGGAAUGACCGCAUGGCGUACCAACGAACGGUUAGCGAUGCCAGAUCAAGACGAGCUUCUCAAGGCUGGCAAGUUCCUGGGUGCGGUAGCCAACUCGCCAGCAUUGCGUCCGUUGGAUCUCAUCCCAGAAUCUAUUCGACGUGCGGCUGGUGGUCCGGUUGGCGAUGCUGUUUCUGUCUUCUUUUUGCAAUCGCUUGCACUACUCUUUCCAGAUCAGAUCCGGUUGGAAGACUAUGUCACAGACACAGUCCUCGGCCGUAUCUCUCUCCUGGACCAAGGAUGCCUGCUCGGUGGGCGAGCUUUGUUCGCGAAUCUUACAAAGGACGAACUGUUCAAGGACCUCAGCUGGCUUGAACAUCCUGCUGUAGUCGAUUGGCAGAAACGUUACAACGGUGCUGGCCCACAUGCUCUGGCUGCACCCAUGUUAGUAGUACAGGGAGUCGCUGACCCGCUCACCUACGCCUAUAAUACAGAGUGGGACUUCAAUCAAACGUGCAACGCGUUUUCCAAGUCCAGAGCCACGCUGCUGCUGUACCCGGAAGCCAACCACAACGUGGCAGCUCAGGUACCGCAGUUCGACUUCCUCAGAUGGAUCAAGGAUAGAUUCGAUGGCGUUGAGGUCCCCGAGGGUUGCGCGAUCAGAACCGCUGAGCCUGCAACGACUCGCUUCAGGAACGCUGGCGCCUUCUAUUCCGGCACCGGCGGUGGUUGA
Messenger RNA from Ascochyta rabiei, 1527 nucleotides. RefSeq lists its product as uncharacterized. The record is from RefSeq and is a predicted model, not a curated record. The transcript has a single exon. Gene Ontology annotation, biological process: lipid catabolic process. The coding region runs from base 1 to 1527 and encodes 508 amino acids. Gene Ontology annotation, molecular function: triacylglycerol lipase activity. Lineage: Eukaryota; Fungi; Ascomycota; Dothideomycetes; Pleosporales; Didymellaceae.